Molecule: messenger RNA, 2301 nt
Organism: Glarea lozoyensis ATCC 20868
Lineage: Eukaryota; Fungi; Ascomycota; Leotiomycetes; Helotiales; Helotiaceae
Exons: 3
Coding region: 1-2301 (766 amino acids)
Biological process (GO): DNA-templated transcription
Cellular component (GO): nucleus
Molecular function (GO): DNA binding; zinc ion binding
Source: RefSeq, a predicted model, not a curated record
AUGGCUUGCGAUCAUACUUUACCCGUUUGUGACCGUUGCAAGCGAAGAAAAGUCGUUGCGAAAUGCAUCUAUUUAUCUGCCCCUAUGACCCGGCCCUCGGUUACAGGAUCACUCCCUCGAACAGCCCAGGAGUUAAGUGAGGAGGAGAAUCGUGUCUUACCUCACAAGCUUACACCAGCGUCAACCAUCUCUUCCACCCCAAUUGCUUCCCCUUCGCCACAGCUCGCCUCCCCAACAUCAGCUGUUCGCCACCGUGCCACCAUACCCAGGACCCCGUCUUCAAACGAUAUACCUCAGAGUAAAUCAGCUGGAGGAUUCUUCGGGCCUACAUCUUUCUCUGCUGUAUUCCUCGAGAACAAACACUCAUUCGGUGCAGACAACGCUGAUAUAAAUAUCACCAACGACUCGGCUGAACGGGAUCCCCUUCAGUCAUUAGAGAGCUUGCAAUCUCAGACAUUCCUUAUGCUUGCUGGAAGUCUUGAUCAUGGAUGUAAUCCCAGGAUAGCACUGGGAGCCAAGCUUUUGAAAGCGUUCCCAGAUAGACACACCUUCAAUUUCCUGCUAGAAUGGUUCUACGAGAAGUGCCAUGAGCAGUCGAUACUCAAGCAUGCUGUGAUGAGCUGCGCAGAGAGCAUCUGGUCAACUUAUGGGCAUUUUCUCAAGGAACCACGGUCAAAGGAAGGAAUGGAACGGUUCUCCAAGAUCUUGUGUGAAAACUCUCAGAAAGUACUUCAGGAACCUAGUGGAUCUCAAGACUACGCCAAAUGGUUGGACUCUUUUAGUGGGGAUAACCUCAGGUGGGAGAUUCUAGGUUUGGUAUACUCGGCUCUUACUAGUGCCACGCUCAGUCUACCGGAGAGAGAUGCCUUUUUCUGUACUCAGAAGGGAAGUCGAAGGGAUAGGAAAGUCUUUGCUGUGGAGAUGAAGGAUUGUGUUCAAGCUUGUGUUACUCUGAGUAAUUAUAUGGAUCUAAUCAAUUUUCCAAUGGUUGCUUUGUUAGCGAAGAACUUGGUAUUACAAACUGUAAUCAGUGGAGAUACGAGCUUGGUUGUUUGGCGGCAACUUGGUGAUCUACUCAGCAGCUCGACUGCUUUAGGUCUGCAUCGACAAGUGGAUAACGGCCAGCCAGUGACCUUCCUUACAGAGCAGAAGAAGAGACUGUUCAGUGUCAUCUUCAACAUGGAUAAGAGCUCUUCCUUACUCACUGGGAGGCCACCCGCCCUGAGCUAUCGGUAUACAAGGUUCACACAUCCGUUGGAUCUUAGCGACGACCAGAUAAUGGCGGGCGGCACUGUGCUAGCAGAUGCCAUCGCUCGGCUCGACCCCGAUGGCUGGAACGUGGAUGGUAAAAUCUACCAAGCGACGAAGGCUCGCGCACGAGGAAAACUGUCUAUCGUUUUGGACGAAAUCCUGGAGUUGUCUCUUGGCGACUUUAAUGACUGUACUGAGCAGCGUAUCACACAUCUACUUGCCAAAUUGACCCAAACCUACGAAGACUUCCCCUCAUUUCUAAAAUUCUCCCUCUCCGACCCCGGCGUCAAAAACAUGCCCGACAAAAUCUUCUGGAACACCCUCACGCUCCGCCUGACCUUCCUCGAACAUCGCCUCCUGCUCGAAAGACUAGCUCACAAACAAAACAUCCUCGGCGGUCAAUCAAUGGUCGACUGCGCUCGCGAAAUCCUCGAACUCGUCGUCCUCAUCUGGGUCCAAAGAGACCGAAUCGUCGAACACCAACACGAUUUCGACUGGAUGCUCAUGUGCUGGGGUGUGCCUUCCGCUGGUGUCCUCUGCGUCGAACUGCUCAAACAACUCAAACACCCACAUCUCCCCGGCCCCAAAAUCGCCCGCUCAGAAAUCGUACAAAAUCUAAGUCUCCUCAUCGGCUUCCUAGAAUGGGUUCGGCCCGCCGCAGGCAACUACCAACUCUGCGGCCGCAUGCGACUUAUCAUCAAGCGCAUCCUCGAUCAAAUCCUCGACCCGUCUCCGCCAUCUUCACAACCUCCUCCUGCUUCCGCGCCGUUACAGGAAGUCGCGACCCCGCAAGCUCCGGCUGUGGACACUCACAUGGGCGGCCAACAGUUCGAUUCUGCUAUGACUGCUGGUAUGAAUGCCGGGUUGAUGGUGGGGCCAUUCGACACGGCUAUUCCGCCGCCCGCAGCGUUCGAUACAGCGAAUUACGAUGGGUUGUUGGAUGAUUUGGAUUGGUUGAAUAAUGUGGAUUGGGGGAGAGGGCCGUAUCAUGAUCUUAAUACAGGGCAGGAUUUGACGGCUGUUAGGUGGAGUGGGACGGGGGGUUUUUAG